AUGCCCGUCUGCGCUGCCUGCUCCUGCUCCUGCUCCUGCAACGACACCUUUGGUCCAAGACUGCUAGGCAUGACCAAGGCCUGCAGCUCGGACCGCUGGUCUAAAUCGCAAUCAUCAGCUGAUCCCGCUUUGGAAUUUUGUGCCGAUUUUCCUGCACUACCACACAGCGCACGAUCGCGCCUCUCAGGCCGCCCCCUAUCUGCGCGGCUACACCCGCCGCUACCCCGGCCUAGCUAUUCUGCGACCGCAUCGGCCCAGGGAAGUGUGGUUCGAAGUGCAACUUUAAUUUACCGCUUGCUUCUCGCCGCUGUGCAUGCUUAUCAGAGCGGCAAGCGCGAUGUGGCCUGCCACACCCUGGUCCUGGCGCAGUUUGGUUUCCACCUCGCGCUCAUCCGCUAUCCAGAAACCCAUUCGUCAGACCGAUCAACUGGCACUUCAGCAUUGAUCAAGUGCCAGCAGAGCUGCUCGGCCAUUGUCCAGCACUCUGGGCGUCGACCCAUGACCCGCCGUGCCAUUGUUGAGCUCGCAUUUGAUGCGUUGGGUCGCACCAAACCCCCGUGCCUUCUAGCCCAAUUUUGGCUGGCCAUCGCAUCUUGGUCCCGAUUCUAUAGAAGCCAAAGCAUUCUCGUUACGGUUCUACCAGCCCACAGUGUCGAGAUGUACAGAAGCUGGUACACUGGGGAGCGGGUGUAUGGGUGCUGGCAAUCGCCAAUGCGCCAGCUCACCGAACCAUCUGAAGAAAAAGCGAAAAGUACGGCUGGGUGCUACCGCCAUGCACAAUCCCUAGGGGCUACGAGCCAGGCUGCCCUACCCCCCUUUCGUCUGGAUUCAUGCACAGGCGUUUUUGCCGCUUAUCACAGGCUGGUGUCAUGCGUACCGAACCUUUCUUUCGGAUCCUCGUCCUCCCGCUCCCACGUCGACAGAUGCAGAGGGCACGAUGAGAACUAUUUAGGUCGAGCGCCUUGA
This is a messenger RNA of Linderina pennispora, 966 nucleotides long. RefSeq lists its product as uncharacterized. The record is from RefSeq and is a predicted model, not a curated record. The transcript is spliced from 2 exons. The coding region runs from base 1 to 966 and encodes 321 amino acids. Lineage: Eukaryota; Fungi; Kickxellomycota; Kickxellomycetes; Kickxellales; Kickxellaceae.